Molecule: messenger RNA, 2060 nt
Organism: Bufo gargarizans (Asiatic toad)
Lineage: Eukaryota; Metazoa; Chordata; Amphibia; Anura; Bufonidae
Product: olfactory receptor 12D1-like
Exons: 1
Coding region: 311-1279 (322 amino acids)
Biological process (GO): G protein-coupled receptor signaling pathway
Cellular component (GO): membrane
Molecular function (GO): olfactory receptor activity; G protein-coupled receptor activity
Source: RefSeq, a predicted model, not a curated record
CAGAGGGAUGCUCCAUUUAUAGGAUCCAGUAUGACCAUGCGUUACACAGCCAUUAAUUUCAGUCGGGUACUAUGUAAUGCUUCUUUCUCCCUGUGGGGGUGCUGCAGUAAAACACUUCCUGCCAAGUUCCUCCAUAGUUUUCAGUUCAUCGCUGAGGUUCUCAGCAGGAGACUCUGUGAUCAGCAUGUCAAGAGACCCUUCUGGUGAAAUGGGUUUGUACAAACUAGAACUCACCAGCCCUCAACUAGACAUAACACAGUUUUUGCCUGGAAAGUUCCAAGCAUAAUAGCAAAAGAAACAUAAAUGACCAAUGGUUAAUGUGCUUUUAGAUUUCAACUUUUCAAGAGGCAUCAUAAAUCAAACAUCAGUGGGAGAGUUUACGUUGGUUGGUUUCACAGAUGUCGAAGAACUUCAAGUUCUCCUUUUUUGCUUAUUUUUUAUGUUUUUUCUCUUAAACAUUACUGGCAAUAUCUCUAUUUUGUGGUUUGUGACUUAUGAUUCAAGUCUCCAUACCCCUAUGUAUUUUUUCCUGGGGAACCUUUCCUUUUUUGAUAUUUCCUUUUCGUCUGUUGCCGUGCCAAAAAUGCUAUGUGACUUCUUAUCUCAGCAGAAGACCAUCUCGUUUGGUGGCUGUAUUGCUCAGAUGCAUUUCUUUCAUUUUCUGGGAAGCUCUGAGGUUACUUUACUCACCAUCAUGUCUUAUGACCGUCUGGUAGCAAUAAGCAACCCCUUACGUUAUUCAGUCAUAAUGAACAGAAAGCUUUGUGUUUGCCUUGUCAUCGGCUCUUACAUUACCGGCUUUCUUCAUUCUCUCUUGCAUACCUUGCUUACAGCAAAGCUUCCAUUUUGUGGACCUAACAGGGUCAACCAUUUCUUCUGUGAUGUUAAACCAGUGCUGAUAUUAGCCUGUGCAGAUAUUUCCCUAAAUCUCAAACUUCUCACCAUGGUAACUGGGUAUCUGGCAACCACAUCUUUUCUACUAACCCUCUUUCCAUAUAUUCUAAUCAGUAAAUUUCUUCUGAAAAUACAAACCGUUCAAGGUCGAAAGCGAGCAUUUUCCACCUGUAGCUCCCACCUCAUGGUUGUCUCUCUCCUCUUUGGAACAGCCAUGUUUACCUAUUUGGGACCUUCUUCGCAAGAUAUUUUAGAUCAUGACAGAGCUGCAGCUGUGCUAUUCACGGUCAUUACUCCUGCUCUAAACCCAGUUAUAUAUACGUUACGUAACAAAGACAUGAAAAAAGUAAUGAAAAAAGCUAUUCAGAAGUGGUUGAAAAUUUAAAACAAGAAAUGUUAUGAUGAAAAUAAACUGGAAAGCCUUGAUUUUCUUAAGGAUCGUUAUGGUGAAAAUGAACUAGAAAACCAUGUUUCUCAUAUCUUUAACCUUAAUAUCCAGAGGCAUACAUAAAAACACAGAGAACACGCCAUAGUGUAGAUAUUUCAAGAUAAGGUAAUAGCAGAGUGCAUGUUUAUGCUCUCCAGAGUAAGGAUGAGUUGAUAUCACUGUUUCAUUUUCCAUUCUUCUAAUUCAUAUAGGACUUAAUUUUUUAAUUUACAAUAAUGGACCUCAGAUGGAAAUGGCUAAAACGGAUGCAAAACGGGCAUAACAGAUGCUUGAAAUACAGGAUCCGUUUGUAUAGUUUUUUCUGUUCUUUUGAUGGAUCAGAAGAACGGAAAACGAAACGGUGAUGUGAACCCAGCCUGAGUUGUUUAAAUGUGAGGCACAUCACUGAGAACUGCUUGAACUUUUACGGUGAUUGUGGUUCUCCUUACACCUGAAUUUCUUACCUCUACAAAACCAUCCACCAGUAAGAGAGCAGGAUCCAACAGACUCUGUCAGUAAAUCCAAGAUCUGGAAAAAAGGAAGUGUAUUAAAAUUGUACUGUGCAUUUGAAGGUCCAUCUGACCUCCUCCUUAGGUGCGUAUAGCUGAACAGAAGUUCCUCCAGAAGAACAUCAUUAUAAUCAAGGGUGUGCAAAGUUGGCUGAAGGACAUGGAGUUGAAGACAAACACCAGACCUUAUUCUCCUAUGUUGUUUUAUACUGGGCUGAACUUCAUAGUAG